GCAGCCCGAGCACCGCGCGGAGGGGGCAGGGGCGCUGAGGGGGGGGAACCCCGAGGGGCCUGGCGGAGGGAGGGAACGAGGGAGUCCCGAGGCCCGCGGAGCCAGAGCACACCCAGUAUAUGUGAGCAGUUCUGUAGAGCUCCAGGAAUGCUGACUAUUUGACAAACCAGAGAAAUGCACCUUUGACUGCAAGACUGUUAAAUUCCUGGCCCAGCUAUCUUCCCGGAAGGACUUCAAAUGGACCUUUACAAGUUAUCUACAAUGAUAGACUAAGAACAACCUACCAAGGAAAUGUUAAUGAAAACUAGUACUGAGACUGCUGAAGUUUUCAUUGGAAACAACAGAAUUCUUUGAUUUACCAUCUUCCCCUGUAAUGGAACAGAUAUUUUUGGUGAUAGUUGACCACCAUUUAGAGAUGGACAUAGGGCUGAAUUGUAACCACAGGUGCUGCGACAAAGAACACUUUAAAGAUGCAUAAAAGUCUGUUUAAAGUGAAGAGAAAGAACUGGAUAAAAUAAUGAGGUUUAACAGGGAAAAUGUACACUCUUCAGCCAAUUGAGAUUCAGCUCUUGGAGAAUACUUCUUUGAACCUCAUGGAUUAGCUGGAAUUUGGACUGUGAAGUCCUUGCUGAGAAGAGCUUUCAAGCUUUGAUCACCUGAACAGACUCUAGCAAUGGCCAGCAAACGGAAAUCUACCACUCCUUGCAUGAUACCAGUAAAAACUGUGGUGUUACAGGAAACAGAAGCAGACCCUGUUGAAGGUUUUAAUGAAGGAACUCAGCAAGAGUUACCUCCUGAAACGCCUACUGUUAAUGAUGCUGUUAACAACAACAAUAAUAAUAAUGGAACACUGUCUAAUGGGCAUCGAAGUACUUUGGAUGGUGAUUCUUACAUAUGUAAAUAUUGUGAUUUUGGGUCUCAAGACAUGAAUCAAUUUAUGGGGCAUAUGAACUCAGAACACACAGACUUUAAUAAAGACCCCACUUUUGUAUGUAUUGAAUGCAGUUUUAUGGCAAAAACCUCUGAAGGGCUUUCACUCCACAAUGCCAAAUGUCAUACUGGUGAAAUCAGCUUCAUUUGGAAUGUGGCCAAACAGGACAAUCAUAUAACUAUAGAGCAAAUCAUCUCUGAUAGCACCAGCAGUCAUGACCUUUCAGGGGAGUCCUAUGAAGAAGGAAUAGAUGGACAAGCUGAAAUUAUCAUUACUAAAACUCCAAUUAUGAAGAUAAUGAAAGGGAAAGCUGAAGCCAAAAAAAUUCACAUGCUGAAGGAGAAUCCAUCUGUUGGAGAGAAUUUACUAAGUCAGCCAUCCGGGGAGAACUUAGUUAGUCAGUCAGUUGGCGAAACUGAGAUGAAAGAGAGUGAUCAUUCUUUCACCAAUGGAUCUGCUCCAGGCAGCCAGGCAGCCAGCAACCCUGUGAAAACUUCACAUGUUGCCAAUGGUCCACUAAUUGGAACUGUGCCUGUUUUACCUGCUGGCAUAGCUCAAUUUCUAUCUAUUCAACAGCAACCCCAAGUGCAUACACAACACCAUCACCACCAGCCACUGCCCACAUCCAAGUCACUUCCCAAAGUGAUGAUUCCACUGAGCAGCAUUCCAACAUACAAUGCAGCCAUGGACUCAAAUAGCUUCCUGAAAAACUCUUUCCAUAAGUUCCCUUACCCAACCAAAGCUGAGCUUUGCUACUUGACUGUUGUGACCAAGUACCCUGAAGAACAACUAAAAAUUUGGUUUACUGCCCAAAGAUUGAAGCAAGGUAUCAGUUGGUCCCCUGAAGAGAUAGAAGAUGCAAGGAAAAAAAUGUUUAACACAGUUAUCCAGUCAGUACCUCAGCCUACAAUCACAGUUUUAAAUACCCCUUUGGUUGCCAAUGCUGGCAAUGUCCAACAUCUCAUUCAGGCUGCCUUACCCGGUCAUGUUGUUACAGGGCAACCAGAAGGUACAGGCGGAUUGCUGGUUACUCAGCCAAUAAUGGCCAAUGGGCUACAGGGGACAAGCUCCUCUCUCACCUUAGCCGUUACCUCUGUUCCCAAGCAGCCAGCUGUUGCACCGCAUAACACUGUUUGCUCAAAUACUGCAUCUACCGUAAAGGUGGUAAAUGCUGCUCAGUCUCUGCUCACUGCAUGCCCAGCUAUAACUUCCCAAGCUUUCCUAGAUUCUAGCAUCUACAAAAAUAAAAAAUCUCAUGAACAGCUAUCAGCUCUGAAAGGUAGCUUUUGUAGGAAUCAGUUCCCUGGACAAGGUGAAGUAGAGCACUUGACCAAAAUUACAGGCCUCACUACAAGGGAGGUUCGAAAAUGGUUCAGUGAUCGAAGAUACCAUUGCAGAAAUUUGAAAGGUACUCGAAGCAUGUUACCUGGAGAUAAUAGCUCUAUGAUUAUGGACUCCACACCAGAUGUUACCUUCACUCUGUCACCCAAAGCACCUGACCUAGCCUGUGUGACAACAGCAACGACACCAGGGGUUCAUCACUCAGCCAAACGGCAGUCCUGGCAUCAGACACCAGAUUUCACCCCAACAAAAUAUAAGGAGAGAGCACCAGAGCAGCUCAGAGCCUUGGAGAGCAGUUUUGCACAAAAUCCUCUUCCCCUAGAAGAAGAAGUAGACCGACUGAGAAGCGAAACCAAAAUGACAAGAAGAGAAAUUGAUAGCUGGUUUUCAGAGCGGCGGAAAAAAAAGUCUGCAGAAGAGAACAAAAAAUCUGAAGAAGCAGCUUCUCAAGAGGAGGAAGAGGCUGAAGAAGAUUGUGGUGAAGAUGAUGCUGCUGAUGAGUGGAGGGUUUCAAAUGAGAACGGCUCUUCAGAGGCCCCAGGUAGUGAUCAUCCUCAAGUGGAGCGGAAAGUCAGCCCCAUCAAAAUCAAUCUCAAGAAUCUGCGAGUGACAGAGGCAAAUGGCAGAAAUGAAUCGGUAGGACUGAGUGCCAAUGACCAUGAGGAUGAGCAGGGUUUGAGCAAAUCCCUGGAACAACCCAAGAACAAAGUGAAUUAUAAAAAGACAGCCCAGCAAAGGCACUUGCUCAGGCAACUGUUUGUCCAAACCCAGUGGCCAACAAAUCAGGAGUAUGAUGGUCUCGUCUCCCAGUCUGGCCUGCCCAGGGCCGAAGUCGUACGCUGGUUUGGAGACAGCAGAUAUGCACUUAAAAAUGGACAACUGAAGUGGUAUGAGGACUAUAAGCAUGGUAAUUUCCCCCCUGGUCUAUUGGUCAUCAGUCCAAGCAAUAGAGAGCUUCUUCAGGAUUACUAUAAAACACACAAAAUGCUGUAUGAAGAUGAUCUUCAGAGCCUAUGUGACAAAACUCAGAUGAGCUCACAACAGGUUAAACUAUGGUUUGCUGAAAAAAUGGGUGAGGAAACCCGAGCUGUAUCUGACACUUGCAGUGAGGACCAGUAUUCCAGCACUGGAGAACAAGCAGGAAAUCACAAAGGGACAUGUGACACCUAUUCAGAAGUGUCUGAGAACAGUGAGUCCUGGGAGCCCAGUGGCCAGGAGAUCAGUUCAGAACCUUUUGACACACUGAGCCCUCAGACUGGAAUCCAGCUAGAAGCAGAUUGAAUUUAAACUGACUGCUAUGAAGGAUCUGCCAAAUGUAGGAAGAUAUCAAAUGGAAUGGGCUGGAUCUGAACCUCUGCUGCAGGGGCCAGUUACAGUGCCUGCUGUUGUGAGACUUUUAGCCAAGCACACUGGGGAGAGGCUGUUGGGGAACUCACUGGUCGGCCCAGAGCUCUUCACAGCCAAUUUAGGAUGAUAUGCUGAGCUGGGCAGAGCAGGGUUCAUGUCAGAUUCUUCUUCCAGCAAUAUAGGACCUCUUCUUUGCCUUCCAGUGGAUAAAAUAUUUCAGAUUUCUUAUUCAUGUACAACAGAACCAACUUUUUAACAUAUACAUCUGCCUAUACACAUUUAAUAAAACAUCAGAUUACAAACAUGUUCAUUACAUAGAAACUUCUGAUUAGCAAAGCAGUGCAUUUCCUUUUUCUCUAUAUAUAUUUAGUGUCUGUUCUCUGAAGGUUGAUAUCACUACAUUUACUCCUCUCUAAGUCUUAUCAGGGUGCAGUGCAUUGAAUCUAGAGAGCAUGUCAUCAGUACACUUACAACUUUAUCUGGAAUCCUUUCUAUGGAUCCCUUUCUGAAAAUAAUUCUGCUUUGUUAAGCAAUCUCUGACCAGUAAGUUUAUAAGCAGCAGUUUUCUUGUCUGAAGUUAUAGUUGAAUAACAGCCAUUUUCCCCCAGGUUAAAAAACAAAACAAAAUAAAACUUAUUGGUUAUUUGGUUUCCUUUUCAUGAAAAAUUCUAGAUCAGUUAUUAACUAUUUUUCCAUUACUGGGUUAAGUGAAGAUGUACUUGAUCUUGAACCUGGUAUAUGUAUUCAGAUGCCUACUACUGAAAGCCAGAAAUGUUCCAGUAUUAGAUAAAAAGAGACAAAAUCCAUAAACAAAGCACAAAGCCACUAUGUGUAGUACCUUUCACCUGAGGAUUUCAAAGCACUUUAUAAAUGUUGAUCUCUAAAUCCUCAUACAAACUUGGAAAGGAUAAGAUGUGGCAAACAUAAUCACCACUUUACCAGUAAGAAAGCUGAGAAUGAGAAGAGAUUAAGUGACUUUCUUAGCUGUCUGAGUUGAGAAUAGCUCUCAAGUUUAAGUCAGUGGUAUAAGGCUUCCCAAUAAAAUCAUAAAACUUCUCAUCUUGCUAUUCUAAUCAUGAGUUUUCCUAGUCUUCUCGCUUGGUGAAUGCACAAGAUUUAAAGAUUAAGGAUGGAAAUCAUUAUUAAGCAGUGAUUUUUAAAAUGUUCCCCUCGAUUUGUAACCAAAUGUGGUUUAUUUAACUUUAAUCUCUAGCUUAUCAUUUUUGCCUACCUUGAAACUUUGGUAUUUUUGGAAAAUCAGCUGAAAUGAUACCUUUUGAAGUUUAGAAUAAUUGUUUGAAUGUACCAUCUACCUUAUUCAUACAAAAAUCCUCUAAUAUAAGAAGCAGCUUCCAUGGGAAGAUUUCUGAUCUCAUUUCUAGUAUAUCUCCCAGUGCAAGAAUGGACUGGAAAGCAUCUUAGACAAUUUGCAAGACUAACCUGUCUGUGUUUAUUAGCAACGUACACAGUUAUUUCCAGAGAAUUUCAUAGACUGUCAGAGUUAGAAGGGACCUCAGAAAUCAUCCAGUUCCCUUAUUUUACAGAUGAGGAAAUUGAAGUUCCAAGAGUUUAAACGCUUUGCCUAAAGUCAUACAGCUAGCAGAAUGGGACCUUGAGUCAGGUUCUCUGAUGCCAAGUCUAGUGGUCGAUACUAUAGACACUAUUCCAUUUCCUUUGCCUUGACUUCAGUAAGGUAAUGACUGCCAGCUCUUUAGGGUAGAGUUAGGGAGAGCAGGUGACAGGGCUUCAGGGUCUAGAGUAAACUGAGACACAGGAAAUCCUGAAAAAUAUAAACAUCUGUGGCUCUAUGAUGUGUGGCCAACUUAAGACAGGCAAGUAGAAGCUUAAAGAAAAUUAAUUAUGUUGGAAAUUGAGUGGCAUGAACUAUGGCUAGCUAGUAGAAAUCAAGCAUGCCCACCGCUCAGCCCUCAGUAUCCCAAAUAAACACUUUGAGGGCACACAUAGCAAGUCACGUAGCUGAAUUGGCCUAUAGUACUGAAAAAGGUGCCUUUUCUGGGGGCAAGGGAAAUUUUAUUCUGUGGUCUGGGAGAAACCUCUCUUUGAAAUCCGAAGGCCUUCCUACUACUUCUUCCAGACCCUAACCCCUCUAGCUCACCUCUUUUUCUUGAGAAAAUGACCUGGGAGUUUUACCAAGACUUGCGUUCUGUCAUUUUGCACCCUGUGUUGGAUAUGACAGUGGGGUGGCCCUGAUGGAUUGUGUUGAAUAUUACGUCAAGAGCAUGGAUUUGUGAGUGAUAGCUUCCUCCAGAGAACAAAUACAUGACUUUUUUCUCUAGCGUUUAUAUACAUACAGGUUAAUUUAUAUAUGCACAUAUACAGUACAAAUAAUCAUUUGAUAUUACCUUGUAAAAUGUACAUGAUAUGUGCAUUUUAGUAAAUGAAUUAACAUAGAUACUAAGGGAAAAAAACAGCUCAUGCAUUGGAAAUGAAUGUCUUUGUAUUUAUUUGUACACUGAACACAACUGGGGGAGAGGCAAAGAGAAGGCCAGUUUCAAAGUAUCCCACUUAAGAAUCUCACUUCCAAAGUGACAGCCCUUGAAACACAAUCACUCCCAUAGUUUCUUCAUGUAUUAACUACAGAGUUUUACUGGAGAAUGUUUUCUUGGUUCUUUUAUUAGAGGUCAUAUUAAAUGUAUAAUCCAAACACUGUAAUGGAAAAAAUUAGUAAUAGAAAAUUGCAGUGUUGGAGCAUAUUCAGUCAGAGUUCACAGAAUGCACUCUGGACAUGAAAACUGUCCACUAUACAUGCAGGUCCACUUACAUAAAAAGCAGUUUAGUGGAAGACUUAGGAGCUUUUUAAUAUUGUGAACUUUUUUCAUACGCAUUAGCCCUCUCAAAUGGCUAUGACCUAAUGGCUGCACAGUCAGCACUGUGAGAGAACCAGGAAGGAAAACUGAAAGGGAAAUCCCAGGGAUGCAGACAAGACCCAUGUUCUGCUCAUGUCCUUGUAUCUGAGUGUAUAUAAAUAUGGUUUGAUAUUUAUUCUUGCAGAUAAUUUACAUAAGCAAGUGAUGAAGGAAGUAGUUUGAUCUCAGAUCCAUGUACUUAAAAUGGAAUAAAAUAAAAAUAUUAACUGUAUGGGUGUCAGAGGCCCAGUGCUUUGGGUGUAAAUCUCAGGAGAUACCAAAACUGAGCAGAAAAAUUGGAAGCAAAAAAAAAAAGGUUCAUGGAGUGGACAGCUAGGUUUAAUGGUCCUGGCAGCAACCAUUGUGGUAUUCUAGUACACAUUGCCACAAUUUUGCAUGUAGCCAAAGUGUUAUGUUGUCUUCUAAGUGAAGACAAUCUUUUGAAUUAGGAGUAGGAGAGAACUGGGACUUAAGUUGGUCUUUCUUGAGGAAAAAAGAAUGUUUUAUAAGCUGACUAACCUUUCACUUCCUUUUCCCAGUAUGCACUUGGACUUUGGAGAGUAGUAAGAUUAUGUACAUUUAUGUUUCUUAUUGCCUGUUUUUUUAAAUGUUUAAUUUUUUUACAUGAAGAUAUAGAUCGAUUUUUAUAGAUGAAACCAGAUCUGUUAUGUUGAAGGAAAUACAGGAUAAUGUGGUAUGCUUUUCAUAUUUUUGAUUACUUGUUUGAAGUUUUGAUUGUAGAAAAGAUUUUGUGUUUUAAGAGUUCUCAUUUUUAAAUAGGUUUUUAAAAAAUAGAUUACUGAAGUCUGAUCUCUUAGCACUUUGACUUUUUUUGUUAGUUGAAUGCACUAAUAGUUAGACAGCUUCUGUGAGUGCUGCCUCAUUUCUAAUAUUUGAUCUCUUAAUUCAUACACUUAGGCUCUGUUUCUGAUUUAUUCACGAUCUGCUUGAUUAUUUGCACUGUUUUCUAAGGACAAAAGAAGUCAGCUUAAGGUAUUAGAGGGGAUCUUUCCUUGGUUUCAAGCAUGCGGACAGUUAUUCCUACUCCCCUCUUGCCUGGGAUUGUCAUAGGAAUUCAGAACAUUUCUCCAGACUGGCAUCCUGGCAAGUGGUAGGCUCACUCAUCGAGUGAGCAGAUGGUGACUAGCAUUCCUCUUCCACUCUCCUCCAGCUUCUUGGACAGCACUCCUAUCAUCUUUCUCCUCUGGGUGUCAGAAUAUAACCUUUCCUUCAGUAUGUGAAUAUUCUCCCAAUAACCUGUCUUGGACCCUAUCAGCUCUUAUCUUCCUUCCUUCUUAAUGGACCAAAAGAGUUUGGUUGAGGUUAGCAGGCAAUAGUAUUUUAUUGUCAACUCAGGCAGUCAGUCCCCAAGGAAUAGAAAAGGACUUUUAGAAUGUUUUUAUAAAGCACUGCAAAGCCCUUGACUGUACAAAAGCUAUGUUGAUGUAAAGCUAAGGGUGAUACUUCUUUAAUGUAUGUUUAAUAAAUCCAGAUUUUAGUGUAUGGUUGGUUAAGUCCUGCCUGUACCAUGUAGAGCAGAGGGCAGUGUUCAGGACUAAGGUAAUUUCCCUCAAAUGGAUGUGUGUACUGCCAAUAACUCAUUAAGAUUUCUGUAAUGCACUAGUUAUCCUAUCUUGUGAUUUGUCCAAGCAGUAAUGCACGAAAAUAAUCAUUCAGGUGUCAUUCAUAAGAAAUAGAAAGAGUAGUCCACCUGGGAAGACUUCCAUUAAACACACUGUUUUUCAAGAAACUGAGGAUGUGGUACCAUCCAGAAUUCCAUUGCUUUCACUCAAAUAGCCUCAUUUUUGCAGACCCUAGUUACUUUUCCAGACUCUGGUAAUAAGGGUAAUUGGAAGCCCAACUUCCUUGUAUUCUUUUUGAAUGCAGAGCACCCAUUAGGAGCUUUUAUUUGAUAAGGCUGAUAAAUGUGUACAGGUAAAUGAACACAAACCCAAGUAUAAAUAAUACUCUGGAGCAUUAAUAAUAUUCAGAUAUGGCUAAGGACAACACCUGUCUAUAGAAAGCUUCACUUUACUUUCAGAGAGCAGAUAUUAAAAACCUAGGCCCUGUCUUCCAAAAGCUAAUAUGUCAUACAUCCUGUUUUCUGUAGCCCAUGUAUAAUUUGGCAAGUUGCAUCCAGGUUGUAGAAAAAUCAUUAAUAAACAGUGGGGAAACCUAAGAUAAUUGGGAUACAUCAGGGGAUUACUUGGUUUAUUUAUGUAGUUAUAUGUGAAGAUUAAAACCCAAUUUUUAAUACUCAGUUUCUGUUCAGAUUAUAUCAUGUCUUUCUCAGAGUCAGGCUAGUCAUGUUAGCGGGAGGAAAAAAAAAUCUACUGAGCACCUCCUGGCUAGACUAUUGGUUGUUAAUUGAAAAGGGUGUCCCAUAUAAUUUGACCAUCCUUAAACCUAGUCUUUUAUGUAGGUUAACAUAAUUAUUAGUUUUCUUCUAGGGAUUAAAGUUGUUUUUCUCCCAUUUAUCAAUUCAGCAUAUUCCCAGUACCCUGAGUGAUUGAAGUGAAUUGGUAACUGAAUUUGGCUGCCACCUUUCUGUCCUCUCGGCCUGGGUACACAAAGCCCUGAUCACCAAAAAUAAUGACCAAGUAGGAAAUUUAGUGUGGUGUGGAAAGGAUUACUGUUGUAAGGACUGACUUGCUGUGGAUUCUUUAUAACAGUACUUUUUUUGUAUGAGUGAAGACUUGUAGGAAAGGUUAUUUCUUAAAUCAAAGCUUUGUCUUUUGGGGUCUGAAAAUAUAUACAUACAUAUAUGUAUAUAUAUAUAUAUAUAGUUUGGCCUGGUCAAGGAGGCAACAUUAAGCAUUUGCAUUAAAAUAUUUAAUAGACAUAGCCUUUUGGAAGGCUGUCUGCUUCCAAAUGGCUUUGGUGGAAUAACUCUUCUGGGAGAGGUUCGAGGGCAAGCAAGGACAAGUCGGAGAUUAUAAUUAAUCCUUGUUUUGGUGUAGUUUUCAGAAAAAAGGAGAAAAUUAGGGGAGGAAGGGAUAGAGGGGGGAGAGAAAGACUAGAAUAGCUUGUCUUGGUUACUGCAUUAAAAGCUUUUUCAUCUAACUUUUUGUCCCUCUUUUGAAGGGAUGAGCCAGGAAACUGAAAUCAGCAGGAAAAUCUAGGAUAAAAGCUGUUCAGAAUCACAAAAUGUGGGGUUUUUCCCAAGUCAGGAUCACAUUCUUAAGUGUUAACUCUACUCACAUGGUGCCUAUUAACUCUAUAAUUUAAUUUAUAUUUCAAAAGAAUUAUAUCAUCUCUGCCUCCUGCCUAUAACACUACACCAUGUUUGCAGUCUGCUGGAAAAUGGAGGCAUAUCCUAUUAUAAAUGGUAGACUAGAACCAGGAAGAGUGUGGUUUUACAUCCCAAAUACUUAACCUGAUAAUCAGCCCCACUGUUUUCAGGUGGGAAUUAAAGAAGGGACACAGUUAAUCUUGGGCAAUUUGUAAUUCCUGCUUUGUCCAUAGGCAAAAGCUUUUUUCCGUUGUGCCAGGAAGAGUGGCCUGUACCAUGACUGUUAUUUUUUAAAAAAAAAAAAAAAAAGGAAAACCUGCCAGCACUCUCCCUGUCCCCCUGUAGAUUCUUCAUUGAGACUGUUAUUAAGCACACCCUUUGUAAAAACCAGCGUUUUUUGCCAAUGAUCUACAGGCAGCUUCCUGAGAGCAGCUCUGCUUCUCUCUCCUCUCCUACUUACUUGUGAUCUAAUUUGAGUAUAAGCACUUUGUUCUUUAUAUACUGCAGGAAGAGAUUUUGAGAAAGAUUGUUAAACAUCUUGCUGUUGCAAGACUGACCUCUGCUGAGAAAUAGGCUGGAUUUGAAAAUAAAAUUCAUUUCAAUGAAUUCAGCAGUUCAAAAUGGACCUGUUUCUGGUGGCUUGUAUAAAGGUAAAGAACUUUAGCCAGACUGUAGACUGAAUAAGGGGCCCAUUUCACAUGUAGUAGAAACAGGCCUUCCUUUCGGAUUCUGAAGAUGAGUGGUAGGGGAUGUGGUGGAGAAACCAAGGGACUAAGACAGUGGCACAUGUUAAUUUAGCCUUAUGUGUGAAGAUAACUUUUUUUUUUACUGUGGGUAAACAUUUUUUAAAAGUUUAAAACCUGCCUUAGAUUGGGGCUGUGGUUAUUGCUACUGCCUGCAGUGGCUCAUGUGAGUGCAAACUUACCUACAGUUGGUCUCAAGGGCUAGCACUCCUCACAGCACUACUGCUCCUUCUAAGAAGUACAUUGUGUAUUUCCCUAAAUCUUGUAUAUGUGGACUUGAUGUGGGGAAGGAAAAAGAAAAGAAAUUGUUUGUAUAGUUUGCAAUGGUUCUAAAUGGUACUUCAAACCUUGAUUAUUCCUAAAUAAAAUACAUAAAACCAUCA
This is a messenger RNA of Phascolarctos cinereus (koala), 10844 nucleotides long. Lineage: Eukaryota; Metazoa; Chordata; Mammalia; Diprotodontia; Phascolarctidae. The record is from RefSeq and is a predicted model, not a curated record.